AUGACAGAUUGUACAAAAAUUGAAGGUAAAGGGAAUCUACCAGAAAAACGAACUCUUUCUACUAAACCCAACAAAGAAAAAUUGAUAGAUCCAUCAUUCGAGAAUAUCAUUGAUUUAGUGAAGCAAUUGAAGUUAUCACAAGAUAAAGAAUUGGGGGAAAUCUCAGAAAUGAAUUUACAAAAUAUUAUAAAGAGCCCUAAUGACAGAUCGUUCCCAGUUAUUAAUAGGCCAGCAUUAUAUGUGAGAGAAGAAUACAAGGACAUUUAUCAUCUAUUGAUCAAUAAUUCAUCAACUGGUUCCUGUCAUAAGUUCAUUGUCACUGGAACAUCAGGUGUAGUCAGAAAUUCUAUUGCUUUGAUAAAGGUGGAAUUGAUGUUGGAAGUUCACAUGACUUCUCAGAUUGCUUCAGAUCUAGUGAAACAUGGUACCUAG
This is a messenger RNA of Entrophospora sp. SA101, 432 nucleotides long. The record is from the annotation of a GenBank genome assembly. NCBI's taxonomy places the organism in Eukaryota, Fungi, Glomeromycota, Glomeromycetes, Entrophosporales, Entrophosporaceae.